UCAUCUUCAUUCUGGUCUUUGGAGGCAGGAAGUACUGGAUGGAAUAGGGAGUGAAGUGGAGAAGAUGUCAUGUCCCUGAGCCUAGUGCUGCGGGGCUGGGAGAGACAAAUAGGGAAGAAGAAGAACAAGUUGAAAUCGUCACAGAAAGAUAAAGUUCGUCAGUUUAUGAUCUUCACCCAAUCUAGUGAAAAGACUGCAGUGAGUUGUCUAUCUCAAAAUGACUGGAAAUUAGAUGUUGCAACAGACAAUUUUUUCCAAAAUCCUGAACUUUAUAUACGAGAAAGCGGUAAAGGAUCAUUGGACAGAAAGAAGUUAGAACAGCUAUAUAACAGAUACAAAGAUCCUCAAGAUGAAAAUAAAAUUGGCAUAGAUGGUAUACAGCAAUUUUGUGAUGACCUAGCACUUGACCCAGCCAGCAUUAGUGUACUGAUCAUUGCAUGGAAAUUCAGAGCUGCAACACAGUGUGAAUUCUCGAAGCUGGAAUUCAUGGAUGGGAUGACAGAAUUAGGAUGUGACAGCAUAGAAAAGCUAAAGGCCCAGAUUCCUAAAAUGGAACAAGAAUUAAAAGAGCCAGGACGAUUUAAGGAUUUUUAUCAGUUUACUUUCAACUUUGCAAAGAAUCCGGGACAGAAAGGUUUAGAUUUAGAAAUGGCCAUUGCCUACUGGAAUUUAGUACUUAAUGGAAGAUUUAAGUUCCUAGACUUGUGGAACAAAUUUUUAUUGGAACAUCAUAAAAGAUCAAUACCUAAGGAUACCUGGAACCUUCUUCUAGAUUUCAGUACAAUGAUAGCAGAUGAUAUGUCCAAUUAUGAUGAGGAAGGGGCAUGGCCGGUUCUAAUUGAUGACUUUGUGGAAUUUGCACGCCCUCAAAUUGCUGGGACAAAAAGUACGACAGUGUAGCACUAAAGGACCCUUCUAGAAUGUACAUAGACUGUACAAAUAAAUACAUCGGAAAAUUGCACAGUCAAUUUCUGCUGGCUGGACUGAACUGAAGAUCAAUCCUCUCUUUACAGGUUGAGGGUUGAGACAAAUCUUUAAGGAUACAUCUUGGACCAUAUCAUUCAUUCAUCUAAUGGUGGUUCGGACUUGUCUUCUAGUCUGAACCACUUUUGCCAGUUAUAAUUCCAACAUAGUGGAUUUCAUCAUAUUUUUGUGGACCACCUUUGUUUACUCUCCCAUAAGUCUUAGAAGCUUUAUGAUGAUUAUUUUGAGAUUUCUGGUUUUGCAUAAAGCACAAUGCUGUCUUCAUGAGACAAACCGUUGUUUGGCAUCUGCAUUAUACAGAUCAACAUUAGAAAUGUUUUUUUUAAAUGCCUUAAAUAUACACUUGGGGCUAGGUGCAAAGACUAUACUGUUAGCACUUCCUAUAAGAGUGAUAUAUUUAAGUGUACUAGGUCCGAUAUUUGUUUCCUUUCAUGGCAGAUAACAGGUAUUGUCUAAGUUUUGAGUAUCUGAUAUAAAACAAUUGUAGAAACAACCAACAAAACCAAGAAUGUUGAUACUCUGAAAUCUAGGUGCCUAUAUAAAAGGUUUUAUUGUAUCUUUGAAAAGAUUUGGAGUCACACAACUACUGUGCACUUAUAGCACCCCUGGUUUAAUAUUAUAGUCAGCCUCCAGUGAGCGUCAUUGAGACAAGUUACAUGCAUAACAGAAUCUAAUAUUCUCUAGAUUAUCCAAUAUGUCAGAUUUCAUUGCAGUUUUGAAAUGCUUGUUUGUCUGUCCAGGAAGGUGUUUUCGUUUUUGUGGAAAUCUAAAACUUGAACAAUAUACUGAACUUGUGUCUUAUGUUUUGUACACAAUACAGUAUUUUCAAUUCAGGCAUGGGUUUUGAUGGUUGCAGUAUGAAAUAACAAAGGAACCUGCUUUAUACGAGGGGGUGGCAAAUGUGAUCAAAUCUGAGUUUUGAAGUGAUUAUCUCAGGCCACGUAAAGUUACGUUUUUACAACAUAAAGGAACUGCCUUUAUGGACAAAGCCCAUUUUCUCAAUUACUUAUUUUGUUGAGAUUUCCACAGGCCACUGUGGUUCCCAGUUACAAAUGUUGAAAGUAAAACUUUCUUAAACAAGUACAGAUGCGGAAUACUACACUGGCUGCUUUUGUUUCCUUACAUUAUUUUGUUGAUCACUACUACUACUAUUUGUCUCACUGCAUAUAACUAAAUUGGAACUGUUUUCACUUCAAAGCAGGAUUUUAUCUUGUGUGUUUUUUAACAUUACAGGAGUCUUGAACUGCUGUCAUCCUGAAAAUGUUUUUUCACUCUUCAGUUGCUGACUUAUGAGGAAGUGGUUAUUGUUUUCUUGAAAUAAAACCUUCUGUAAAACAAGCUAGAAAAUGUCAAAGUAGGAUGUCUAAAAAAUGAUUAUAGUAAUUAUUAGGAAUAGGGGGGUACUUAUUUGAAUACUCCAGCCAGUCCCACAUUAAGGGUGUAAUUACUGUUGAAAUUAGUAAGUGGAUCUUGCACUAAAACAGCAGUACACUUUUAUGCAGAUGCUAAAAAGAUUUUAGGAAGGAUUUAAGUAUUAAAUUGCUAAAAUUUUUAUCCUGUGUGCUUUGAAGUUGACUAAAGGAAAGGCUCUCCUCAUAUCAGUGCCCUUUUAAUAAAGCCCAUUCAUGCAUUUAUUUCAAGACUACAGUUCUACAAAAUGUGUUGCAAAUUUUUACUCCAGCUACUCGAAUUGGCUAUGCCAAGUUUUUUGUUUUGCUGCUUUCAGUAUUUCCUCUUUCAAUUUUGUGUAAAUAUUAUAAAUGGGGGACUUGAAUUAUGAAAACUUUACAAGGUGUAUAUGCGUGCCGUUUUCUGUCUUAAGGGUUUUGGUACACUUUCAGAUUGAUUGAUUUGAUUGAUUAGUUCAAGUAUGCUGUGUUUUGAGAUGAGCUCUAAUUAGCUUUUACCCCAAUACAGAUAUGACCUUCACAAAAAUCUGAUAUUGGUUAGUGGCAUAAUGCCAUGGUAUUUUUAAAGAAUAUUCCUUAUGAAUGCAAGAUCUUUUCAAGAGAAUAGUGUUGUCAUCAGUUUGGUACUACACACUUAUAAUUACUGUGUAAUUAUAAAACAAAAAUACAUUCAUUACAUAAAGCUUUGGAUAAUUAUGUAGCAGAAAAGUUAAGCUUAUUCAUGCUGUAAUGGCAUCUUAGAAUUUACAAAACAAAUGACUUUAAGUUGGAAACAAGCUUGAUUUAACAGUGUGGUUAUUCUAAGGAUAAAUGCCUGGUUACAGGAAAUAUUUUGUAUUGAAAAGUGCUCAGACAUGUGGCCAUGUGUUCUUCCUUUAUAUAUGCGUGUGAGGUUUGUUUUUGUUUUUUUUUUUUU
Pelodiscus sinensis (Chinese soft-shelled turtle) is the source of this 3309-nucleotide messenger RNA. Lineage: Eukaryota; Metazoa; Chordata; Testudines; Trionychidae. The record is from RefSeq and is a predicted model, not a curated record.